Messenger RNA from Lotus japonicus, 1152 nucleotides. Its product is annotated as transcription factor bHLH100-like. The transcript is spliced from 3 exons. The record is from RefSeq and is a predicted model, not a curated record. Gene Ontology annotation, cellular component: RNA polymerase II transcription regulator complex. The coding region runs from base 62 to 811 and encodes 249 amino acids. NCBI's taxonomy places the organism in Eukaryota, Viridiplantae, Streptophyta, Magnoliopsida, Fabales, Fabaceae. Gene Ontology annotation, biological process: regulation of transcription by RNA polymerase II. Gene Ontology annotation, molecular function: RNA polymerase II transcription regulatory region sequence-specific DNA binding; DNA-binding transcription factor activity, RNA polymerase II-specific; protein dimerization activity.
AAGGCCAUUGAUCAUCUCAUUAGUUAUGUAACCAAUUUACAGCUUCUAGCAAAUCCCCAUCAUGCUUCCAUUCCUCCCUACUCCUGUGUUCUCAUACUCAAACAUGGAAAGUCUCUUAGAUGAGGAUCCCUUCAGCCAUAACCAGAGCUACUUCAAUAAAGAAAGUGUGUCCUCAUCAGAGUACUCAUUUCCUCAUCAAUUUUCUUCACCACAGCCACAGGUUGAAGUUGAAAAAUCUACUUCACCAUCCCCAGACACUACCAUGGUCAAGAAGCUUAGCCACAAUGCUAGCGAACGUGACCGCCGCAAAAAGAUCAAUACCUUGAUUGCCUCACUUCGUUCACUUCUUCCCGGACAAGAUCAAACGAAAAUGAGCAUUCCAGCUACAAUUUCCCAAGUCAUAAAAUACAUACCUGAGUUACAAAAGCAAGUGAAAGGACAAACGAAGAAAAAGGAGAAGCUUCUACCGAAAAUUAUUAGUCAAGGAGAUGCAGUAAACGAAGAAUCUCCAGGGAAGAAGAUUCCCCAUCACAACUCUGAUUUCAUAGUUUCAAAUAGUUGGCUCAAUGAUAGUGAGGCUGCUAUUCAUAUUUCCUCUUAUGAGGCCCACCACAAGACUCCACUAACUGAGAUCUUGCUGUGUUUGGAAAAUAAUGGGUAUUUUCUGCUAAAUGCUUCUUCCACUGAAACCUUUGGAGGAAGGAUCUUCUAUAACUUGCAUUUCCAGGUGGAAAAAACUCAGAGAUUAGAGUCUGAUAUUCUAACUCAGAAGCUUUUGUCAAUAUAUGAGAAGAAGCAAUGGAUGUUCUAAUAAAUAAGUGGUGGCUCUAAUUAUGAAGAUCAAAUGUUAUUCACUGUACUGCUCUGAUAUUUAGUUUGAGGAGUUGACUCCUAUACCAGUUGUACAUAUUUUGGAAAACACGGAUCACAGCUUAGAAGACAACAAUUACGUACCACUUAUCUUAAAUAUAAUUGGUUCACGUUUAUGAUUAGGGUGAUUUAAUCCAAUCUUUGCAUAGGGACAUUUAAAAAACCCCUACAAUAUGAUUUGGGUAUAUAUGUAUGUAUAUUAUAUAUAUUGUAGAUUUUAGGAGUUAGUGUAUGUUCUGUAAACAAAAAUGUUAAAUUAAAACCCGGCCCUUUUGUUAUUGA